This is a messenger RNA of Cucurbita maxima (winter squash), 1542 nucleotides long. RefSeq names its product 3-dehydrosphinganine reductase TSC10A. Gene Ontology annotation, cellular component: endoplasmic reticulum membrane. The coding region runs from base 121 to 1101 and encodes 326 amino acids. The record is from RefSeq and is a predicted model, not a curated record. The transcript is spliced from 4 exons. Gene Ontology annotation, molecular function: 3-dehydrosphinganine reductase activity. Gene Ontology annotation, biological process: sphingolipid biosynthetic process. NCBI's taxonomy places the organism in Eukaryota, Viridiplantae, Streptophyta, Magnoliopsida, Cucurbitales, Cucurbitaceae.
UCGAAGUGUUCCCCACGAAAACAGAGAGGAAGAAGAAAAGGUCUGUCAGUUUUGGUUGUCCAAAUUGAAAGGAACCAACCAAUAAAUCUCGUUUACUUCUCCACUAGGAAGCUUCCAUCAAUGGCGGACUUCAAUUACGCCUUCAUCUCUCUGGUUCUUCUUCUUCCUCUUGCACUACUCAUUUUCCUAUACCUAAUUGUUCGUCCUCGCUCCGUUAACAUUCCUUUGAAGAAUCGCCAUGUCUUCAUUACCGGUGGAUCGAGCGGAAUCGGGCUCGCGUUGGCACACCAGGCCGCAUCGGAGGGCGCGCGAGUCUCCAUUCUUGCGCGCUCUCUCAAGAAGCUCGAGGAGGCGAAGGACGCAGUCAGACUCUCCACUGGUAUUGAUGUGGCAGUCUUCGCUGCCGAUGUUCGAGAUUACGAUGCUAUUUCCAAGGCUGUAGAUGAAGCCGGGCCGAUUGACGUUCUUGUUGUGAAUCAAGGCGUGUUCGUACCUCAGGAGCUGGCAGAGCAGGAUAUGGAUGAGGUGAAAUUCAUGUUAGAUGUUAAUUUGUUGGGCGCAUUUCACAUGAUUAAGGCUGCCCUGCCUACGAUGAAGAAUAGAGUAGACCGUCGACCCGCCUCGAUCGCUCUCAUGUCUUCUCAGGCCGGUCAGGUGGGUGUUUAUGGCUACACGGCGUAUUCAGCUAGUAAGUUUGGGCUUCGUGGUUUGGCAGAAGCCUUGCAACAGGAGGUUAUAGGAGAUAACAUACAUAUUUCUCUUAUAUUCCCUCCAGACACUGACACUCCUGGAUUAGUAGAAGAGGAAAAGAGAAGGCCUGAAUUGACCAAUAUCAUUGCCGCUGGAGGAGGCAGGAUGAAAGCUGAGUUAGUUGCCAAAAAAGCUUUGAAUGGCAUUAAAUCUGGUAGCUUUAUAAUUCCCUGCAACUUUGAAGGAGCAUUAUUGUCCGUAGCAACUGCUGGCUUAUCUCCUCAGAGAUCUUUCUUGAUGGCAUUCCUUGAAGUUGUUACUGCUGGGAUAAUAAGGAUUGUGGGCUUGUGUUUUCAAUGGGUUUGGUAUGAUAGUAUUCAAAAAUGGCAUGCACAGAAAAAAAGAACCUAGAAGAUACGGCUGGUUUUUUCUCAACAAUUUCUUUCAUUUAUGGUUAUUAGCUCCAAGCCCGCUCUGAUAAGUCGAACACUAUUUCUUGACAGUUCAAUAUUUGGUAGGCAAAAAGUCAGGGAUGACUGAUUCAGUAGCAGUUCUCUCUCUUCCCUCAGUUUGACAGCAAGGCAUUCACGGUUUACUCUUUUUCUCUCAUUUUUUUAAAGGUAGAUCAGCAGCUGUAGGAACUGGAUUUUCAUCCCAACUUGUUAGGGUAUCUUUUCUUACUGUAUGCCAUAGAGGGAAGUUGAAUUAAGUUUCAAGAACAUAAUUUGAUCAUGUGAUGAAGUUUGGAUCUUUAUGAUCUUUAUCUUACUACAAACGGCAGAUUAAGAGAUUUUUCUUAGCAAAUUAGUUGUGUUAUUUGACAAUUAGGCGUACGCCAACGCCACUGCAAAA